AUGGGGAACUGCAGGUCUUUGAAGGUGCUCUUCUUGCUGUGCCAAGUCCAGUGUUUGCCAUCUGUAGCUGCUGCAGGGAUCCAACCACAAUAUUUAAACAACUGCCCAAGUAAUGAAACGCAAAAAAGAAACGAUCUUGAGAACAGAACGACUGACUCUGUCCCCAUCGUUGAGUUUCCAACCACGUCUGGCAGCUUGAGACGCAUGAAGAGGGAGUGGGUUAUUCCUGCAAUUAACUUUCCAGAAAACGACAGGGGUCCAUACCCCAAAUUUAUGGUGAAGCUUAAGUCCAGUUAUGACGAAAAGGUGGCCAUAACCUACAAGAUCAGCGGACCGGGGGCAGAUCAGCCCCCAGAGGGUGUUUUUACCGUCGAUCGGCGAUUUGGGGGGAUGUAUGUGACCCAGCCGCUGGACAGGGAGAAAAAGGACAAAUACAUUCUGUGGGCUCAUGCGCUGAAUGAAGGAGCAAAGGCAGAAGAGCCCAUGGAGCUGAUCAUCAACAUCAUUGACCAGAACGACAACGCUCCAGCUUUCAUUCAGAACCCUGUUGUUGGCAGAGUGAGCGAAAGCGCCGAUGUUGGUGAUUCCAUUGUAAAGGUAACAGCAGUGGAUAAGGACGAUCCAAACACAAACAACGCUGUGAUCAGGUAUAGGAUACGAUCUCAGACGCCGCAAAUUCCCAAAGACGUUAUGUUUGGCAUCAAUCCAGUGAGUGGAAUGAUCAGCCUGAGGGCAGGUGGACUGGACAGAGAGACUCACCCAGAGUACAACCUGAUCGUACAAGCUGCUGAUAUGGAAGGAGAGGGUUUGACAGCUACCUGCACCGUUAUUAUUGUCAUUGCUGACAGCAACGAUAACGCUCCACAAUUCUAUGUGACAUCUAUAUCCACAUCAGUCCCUGAGAGUGAGGUUGGAGUGGAGGUAGCAAGACUCAGGGUCACGGACGAGGAUGAGCUGGGAUCUCCAAACGCCAACACGAAAUACUCAAUAAUCGCAGGCAACAAAGGGGGAGAGUUCAACAUCACUACAGGCCCUAAUAAAAUGGAGGGAAUCAUCAGGACAGCAAAGGAGCUGGACUUUGAGCACAUUCCUGCCUUUACUCUGCUGGUGGUGGUGACUAACGAGGCGCCGUUUUCUGGACCGGUGUCUACGUCGACAGCCACAGUCACCGUAAAAGUCAUCGACGUGAACGAACCUCCCGUCUUCAGUCCAGCAGAGGUGCACGUUAGCAUCUCAGAGGACGCGAAAGUAGGAAAUUCUGUGGUGGACCUCAGAGCAAAAGACCCAGACGCAGCCAGGAAACAGACUGUUAGAUAUAAACUCUACAACGACACUUCCAGGUGGCUGAGCGCUGAUGUUAACACAGGAUCGGUCAACGUUAAAAGCAGCAUGGACAGAGAAUCCCUCUAUGUCAAAGACAGCAAAUACACAGUCCUCAUUUUGGCUUACGAUGAUGAUAACGUUCCAGCGACAGGCACAGGAACUCUGGUUGUGCAUUUACUAGAUGUGAACGAUCAUCGUCCUGUGAUCAAGCAGAGGAAAGUCAGUCUAUGCAACAGUCACCCUUUUCCUGCCCUCCUGGACAUCAUGGACCCAGAUGGGCCUAGUCACGCUGGACCAUUUACUGUGGAGCUUCAAGGGGACUACACAACUUUAUUCUGCAUUUUCCCCUCCUGUACAGCUAACGUGGCAGCUCUGGCCCCCAAACGAGACUUAUCUCCUGGCGACUACUAUGUGCUGAUGCGCAUUUAUGAUGCUGGCAUGCUCUACCAAGACAGCACUCUAUACGUAGAGGUGUGCCAAUGCGACGGCGCCGUCUCCACCUGCUUCAUCCCUCCUCCUGCCCCUCGGACGCUCAUUCCGUCUCUCACAACCUCAGCUCUGGGGGCGGUUUUUGGUGUUCUGUUGCUGCUUCUGCUCCUCCUGUUGUUGCUGAGAAGGAGAAGGAGGAAGUUGAGGAAGGAUGCUCCUCUUCUUGAAGAUCUGCCCAGAGACGACGUCUUCUGCUACGACGAGGAGGGAGGAGGCGAAGAGGACAAGGACUACGACCUGAGCCAACUCCACAGAGGGCUCGAUAACCGACCCGAGGUCUUCUGCACCGACGUGUUUCCCACCGUCCAGAGCCGCCCCUGCUACCGGCUACAAAUCCAAGAUAACGAGGAGAUUAGCAAAUUCAUCGAGGACAACCUGUGUGCUGCAGACGGUGACCCCGCAGCUCCUCCCUACGACUCCCUCCUGGUGUUUGACUAUGAAGGUGCCGGUUCUGAGGCGGACUCACUCAGCUCCAUCGGUUCGUCAGACUCGGACGAGGAGCAGGACUUUCGGAGCUUAGGGCAAUGGGGACAACGUUUCAGCAGAUUGGCUGACCUGUACUCAGGGGGCGUAGAGGAGGACGACGACUCUGAAACACUGCCAGGAAAAACAGAAUGGGUCUGACAUGCCCCUGCAUAUUUAUAAAUCCUCUAAAUUUGUGUCCAUCUGCCCGAGAUCCUCAGAGUGCUGUGUGACCUCCUUCUGCUGCCUUCUGCGGCCUGUCAGAAUUUUUUAUUUUUUUUAUUUUGCACCAGCUUGUUGCUGGAAUGUUUGGUGAAAAUAUCUUUAAAAAAAACAAGAGAUAUAUUCAGUAGCGUGUCCCUGUAUCCGACUGAAUGUCAGUACUUUUAUAUAACGCUUGUUUUUCUAUAUGUUUUAUUGUUGUAAGUGUUUAAUUUCACCUGUUCAGGUCUAAACCUUAGUACACAAAUGAAUCUUUCAUUCUCCAACAA
Messenger RNA from Stegastes partitus (bicolor damselfish), 2765 nucleotides. Its product is annotated as B-cadherin. The transcript has 15 exons. Gene Ontology annotation, molecular function: calcium ion binding; beta-catenin binding; cadherin binding. Gene Ontology annotation, biological process: cell morphogenesis; cell migration; cell-cell junction assembly. Lineage: Eukaryota; Metazoa; Chordata; Actinopteri; Pomacentridae. Gene Ontology annotation, cellular component: adherens junction; catenin complex; cytoplasm. The record is from RefSeq and is a predicted model, not a curated record. Bases 1 to 2436 code for a protein of 811 amino acids.